Molecule: messenger RNA, 1965 nt
Organism: Zymoseptoria tritici IPO323
Lineage: Eukaryota; Fungi; Ascomycota; Dothideomycetes; Mycosphaerellales; Mycosphaerellaceae
Exons: 4
Coding region: 1-1965 (654 amino acids)
Biological process (GO): retrograde transport, endosome to Golgi; intracellular protein transport
Cellular component (GO): retromer complex; endosome; retromer, tubulation complex
Molecular function (GO): phosphatidylinositol-3-phosphate binding
Source: RefSeq, a predicted model, not a curated record
AUGCUGUCUCCGCAGCCCGCGAAAGACCAUAACCCAGCUACACGACGCCAAUGGCUGCUUGCAAGAGCCGAUGCGAUUAUGAGAAAUGGGCGAGGAGAGGAUGAUGAAGAUAUGAACGAAGCAAGUUCAAGCACUAACAGCAAGGCCAAAGUUCCUUCUCAUCCCGGCAAUCUUCGAUUCCAGCGCCGCCAGUCGGAGCGCGCAUUUUACGAGGGAUCCUACCGCGAAGUAGGCAGCACUCCGACCAUGGAGUAUCCGACCGGAUCGUCACCGUGGGCAUCGUCACCGGAUGCCAGCAGGAAUAGCUUCGGUGGUGAAAUAUCGAGGGAGGAACUGCCAGCUCCGGCUGUUCAAGUUCCCAACAACGAAAGUGGUGAUGAGCAUGCAGGAGGGUGGUCACCAGAGAGGCAGCAGCAGCAACAGCAGGACGAGCAACAGCAGUCACAAGGGCCAGGCGAGGAGAACCGAAGACCAGCUUCAGCAGCAAGAUAUCACAAUACGACAAUGGCUCCGCAGCAAAGACAACACAUGCCGCAGUACAAGCUUCAGGCUAAGCUUACAGGUCUCGAGAGGACUGGCAAGAAGGACCUCAUAUUGAGAUUUGACGUGCACACCAAUUUGCCCAAGUUCCGAACGACCCAAUUCCGCGACAUCCGCCGCACGCAUGGUGAAUUUCAGAAGCUGGCCGCUCAUCUCCAGGCCUCGAAUCCGGAAGCGCUGGUACCUGCUGUGCCACCGGCAGCAAGCAGUGCUGGCAUGGGAACUGAGGAGGAUGAGGUUCGGACCAAAGCAGCGAUACAGAGAUGGCUCAAUGUUGUAUGCUCCAACGACGUUCUUAUGAGGGACGAAGAGAUGGUGUUCUUUGUCGAAAGCGAUUUUGGAUACAGUCCGGUGGUAAGAAAGCGGCAACCAGCAACAGGCAUGAGGAGAAAGGUGCUGAAGCAGUUCGCACCUCCGCCGGAUGACACACCCGAGUUAUUGGAGAGCAGACCUAUUGUGAAGGCGUUUUACCUGGGAUCUAUGGACAGCCAGCAGAAAGUUGAUAGGGUUGUGAAGUUCAGGCGAGCACUUGGCCUCGCAGAAUCAGACUUUGGCAACAGAGUUUCCACUUUGUCCACGCAAGAAAUGCAUCCUGGCCUUUCGAAUGCCUACCGAAAGCUCGGCAAGGUCAUUCAGAAUACUGGUGAUUUCCACUCUGCACAGGGCACGGCAGAAGCGACGACUCUUUCCGAUCCAUUGGCUUUCCACAGCAGCGAUGCCUUCAUCGUCAAGGAGACCUUGACGAAUCGUCACAUUCUCCUCCGGGAGCUCACGCAGGCCCAGCAAGCGACUAGAAGCAAGCUCAACGCCGCAGACCGACUCAAAGCCAGUUCCAGUGUGAAGCGUGACAAGGUCGACGAAGCCAUAUCCGCUCUGGACGAAGCGAAGAGCCACGAGAACUAUCUCCAGCAAAAGACGCAGCGUGUCACCCAGAAUCUCUUGAUAGAGAAACGUAAGUGGUUCGCCCGAACGUCCGGCGACAUGCGCAGCAGCAUCCGCGAAUAUGUUAUCCGUCAAAUCGAGGCCGAGCGCCGGACGUUAGCAAAUCUGGAACAAGUCCGCCCAGAUAUACGCAACGUUGAUGCUUCUGGCGGACUGAGUCGUCUCGGUCGUGAGGCGCACCCUGUUGUCAAACGCUCUAGUAUGGCGUCUAGUCAAGGGCCAAAGGGUGAUGCAUGGUCCGGUGUACCAAGGCGGCCGGAUGGCCUGAACCGUAGCAUCAGCGGUAGCUUUGCGGGCGGUGUACCCGGAGCCGUGCCAGAGGAAGGUGAAGCUGGACUCGGUGAGGAUGGUGCUGCCGUAGCAGAAGGCAGAAAACGUGCUACGAGCGGUGCAAGCAGUUUGGGCAAGUUGGCGGAGGACGAUGAUGAUGACAGAAUUGAUGCGAGGAAUGCUGCUAGUCGGUUGGCGCAGACGACCUUUUAA